Molecule: messenger RNA, 326 nt
Organism: Culex quinquefasciatus (southern house mosquito)
Lineage: Eukaryota; Metazoa; Arthropoda; Insecta; Diptera; Culicidae
Product: histone H4
Exons: 1
Coding region: 9-320 (103 amino acids)
Biological process (GO): nucleosome assembly
Cellular component (GO): nucleosome
Molecular function (GO): DNA binding; protein heterodimerization activity; structural constituent of chromatin
Source: RefSeq, a predicted model, not a curated record
AGCUCAUCAUGACUGGACGCGGCAAGGGAGGAAAAGGACUUGGCAAAGGUGGCGCCAAGCGGCAUCGCAAGGUUUUACGCGACAACAUCCAGGGCAUCACCAAGCCGGCCAUUCGGCGUUUGGCCCGACGCGGCGGCGUGAAGCGGAUUUCCGGACUGAUCUACGAGGAGACGCGCGGUGUUCUGAAGGUGUUCCUGGAGAAUGUCAUCCGAGAUGCCGUGACGUACACGGAGCACGCUAAACGCAAGACGGUCACCGCUAUGGACGUUGUGUACGCGCUCAAGCGGCAAGGACGUACCCUGUACGGAUUCGGCGGAUAAGGCACG